Pestalotiopsis fici W106-1 is the source of this 1098-nucleotide messenger RNA. Its product is annotated as Pyrimidine monooxygenase RutA. Gene Ontology annotation, molecular function: alkanesulfonate monooxygenase activity. Gene Ontology annotation, biological process: alkanesulfonate catabolic process; uracil catabolic process. The transcript is spliced from 5 exons. NCBI's taxonomy places the organism in Eukaryota, Fungi, Ascomycota, Sordariomycetes, Amphisphaeriales, Sporocadaceae. The record is from RefSeq and is a predicted model, not a curated record. The coding region runs from base 1 to 1098 and encodes 365 amino acids.
AUGGCCACCAAAAAUUUAGAUGUCGGCGUUUUCAUCCCGAUAGGCAAUGACGGAUGGCUUAUUUCCACCACAGCCCCCAGGUUUAUGCCAACAUUUGAGCUAAACAAGGAGAUUGUGCUAAAAGCUGAGCGCUAUGGUUUCGAUUUUGCCCUGUCAAUGAUCAAAUUGAGGGGGUUUGGAGGCAAGACGGAGCACUGGGAUCACAAUCUGGAAUCUUUCACACUCAUGGCCGGUCUGGCAGCGGUGACGUCCAAGAUCAAGCUCUUUGCAUCAACGGCAAUUCUUACGUUGCCACCUGCGCUAUGCGCCAGGAUGGCCACCACCAUCGACUCCAUUGCGCCAGGACGCUUCGGUGUCAAUAUCGUGACGGGAUGGCAAGCCGCCGAAUACACGCAAAUGGGCGUCUGGCCAGGCGACGCUUACUUUGGGUAUCGAUACGACUACGCCGAGGAGUACGUGCGGGUGAUGCGCGAGCUCUGGGCAAACGGCACCUCGGACUUCAAGGGCGAGCACUUUAAAAUGGACGACUGCAAGUUGAGCCCGCGCCCUUCGGGCGACAUCAAGGUCAUUGCCGCCGGCCAGAGCCCCCGCGGCGUCAAGUUUGCGAGCGAGUGGGCCGACUACAACUUUUGCAGCGGCAAGGGCAUCAAUACGCCCACGGCCUUUGCCGAUGCCAAUGCCAGGCUGGUUGACGCGGCCAAGGACACGGGUAGGGAUGUUGGGGCCAUGGUGCUCUUUAUGAUCAUUAUGGACAAGACCGACGAAGCAGCGACGGCGAAGUGGGACUACUACCGAGAAGGCACCGACUGGGACGCGCUGUCAUGGGUCGCAGACCAGAGCGGAAGGGAUAAGCAGGCUGAUGCCUCCUCCACGGCCAGACGUCUAGUGUCCACGCUGGGCGAUCCGGUCAACAUGAACGGGGGCACGCUGGUGGGAGGAUACGAGUCAAUUGCGCGCAUGUUGGACGAGAUUGCCGAGGUGGAAGGACUCAAGGGUGUCAUGUUGACGUUUGACGAGUUCCUCACUGGGCUGGACAACUUUGCCGAGUUUGUGCAGCCGCUGAUGAAGAGUCGGGCCAAGAUCAAUGGGGUUGCUUAG